Molecule: messenger RNA, 1560 nt
Organism: Annulohypoxylon truncatum
Lineage: Eukaryota; Fungi; Ascomycota; Sordariomycetes; Xylariales; Hypoxylaceae
Product: NAD(P)-binding protein
Exons: 3
Coding region: 99-1139 (346 amino acids)
Biological process (GO): sphingolipid biosynthetic process
Cellular component (GO): endoplasmic reticulum membrane
Molecular function (GO): 3-dehydrosphinganine reductase activity
Source: RefSeq, a predicted model, not a curated record
UAAAUUCGUCAAUUGACUUCUCCCUUCUUCCACUCCAAACACAGCUAACUUAACUCAAUAAGAUCUCAAUAAGAAGUUAUGCUUCUACAUUGACGAAAAUGGGAUCAUUUCUUUCCAAGAAUGAGUUCCCCGUCGACGGACGCACCGUCCUCAUUACUGGAGGCUCAACAGGGCUGGGACUCAAUGCAGGCCGGCAACUGGCUGAAAAGGGAGCCAACGUCAUCAUCGUUGCGCGUAAACUCGGUAGCUUAGAAGAAGGCGUUCGCUACAUAUCGCGAGGCGCUCGCUCACCCGAGACACAACGAUUUCACUACAUCGUGGCCGAUGUUACUACAGCGACUGAAUGUGCUCGUGUGGUAUCCGAGGUCAUCUCAUGGAACAAUGGCGCCGCACCAGAUAUUGUUUGGUGUUGCAGCGGCAGUGCGCAUCCGACUUUAUACAUCGACACACCGGUUGAGCAGUUCCAGACUAUGAUGGACAGCAACUACUUCUCAUGCGUGUACAUGGCACACGCAAUACUCAAUGUUUGGCUACGAUCAGCAGCAGACGCGAAAGCUGCUAUUAAGGAGACGAGUGACCAACCGAAGAAAGCGAAACCGACUUCGUUACCGGCGCGUCAUCUCAUCUUCACCGGAUCUUUCGUGUCAUUUUAUAGCUUCGCCGGUUUUACGCCGUAUAGCCCCUCGAAGGCGGCUGUCCGGGCCCUCUCCGACUCGCUCUCCCAGGAGAUGAACCUCUACGCCGCGGCGCAUCCAGACCUGCCCCGCGUCCGCCUGCACACCGUCUUCCCCGCCACCAUGCCGACGCAGUCGCUAGAGGAUGAGAAUCGCGUCAAAACUGACUUAACGAAAUCUUUGGAGGAAGGCGACCAGAUUUUGAAGCCGGAGGAGUGCGCCCGGAGGGCAAUUGCCGGUCUGGAAAGUGGAGAGGAGCUGGUACCGACCAGUACCAUUAUCUGGGCCGUGAUGACCAGCGUCAUGGGAGGUAGCGUGCGAGGAGGCUUCUGGAAGGGAUUGGCGGGUACGCUGGCAGGAUGGAUCACGUCCAUAGUGAUGAUUUUUGUUCGGUGGGAGAUGGAUACCAAAGUAAGGAAAUGGGGGGCAGUGCACGGAUCAAGCGGGAUGCUGAAAAAGGAGUAACCGGAACCUAGGAGUUACGCAAGAGGGUUAAACCGCAGGAACUCCAGCUGUUCCUAAAGUGGACGGGACGAGAGACGGGAGAGGGGAUGAUUCUAUUUAAAGUAGAGGAAGGCAAUCACAUUCACCGAUUUCGAGUAUUCAAGAUUCACUGGGAAAAUGGACAUCGCCUUCGUUGGUCGCAACGUACCCUUCUUCACUCGCAAGAUUUCUGUACUAGCUCAGCUUAGUGGAUCGUGGAGCGAUUAUUCUGAACACGCAUACGAAAAAGCCCGAGUAUCAAGAUGGUAAUAGUCAUUGGUACUAAUAUCAAGAACUGCCAAUAUUUCGCGUUUCUACAAUUCCGUAUAUAUCAUUGCAUGGAUACUAGGUCAUUAUGGGAAUAUACCAUAAAAAAGAGACUUAAGAUGUGAAUUUCCCUAAA